Messenger RNA from Juglans regia (Persian walnut), 1997 nucleotides. Its product is annotated as carboxyl-terminal-processing peptidase 1, chloroplastic. The coding region runs from base 645 to 1601 and encodes 318 amino acids. Gene Ontology annotation, molecular function: endopeptidase activity; serine-type peptidase activity; protein binding. NCBI's taxonomy places the organism in Eukaryota, Viridiplantae, Streptophyta, Magnoliopsida, Fagales, Juglandaceae. The record is from RefSeq and is a predicted model, not a curated record. The transcript is spliced from 13 exons. Gene Ontology annotation, biological process: proteolysis.
AAAAGAAAUAACACUCGCAUCCUCACCACCACCGAACCAAAAUCCAGCGCCAAAGAUGAGGGUCUCUGCCCUCUCAAGCUCCUUGCCCACCCUCCCACCAUCACCAUCACCAUCAGAAACUCGGAAGCCUCAAAUCCUCUUCAAUAAUUUCACCACCACCCAUGGCAUUUCUGCUGAUUGGGCUAAGAAAUCCCUGAUUGGAGCUCUAUCCGGAGCUCUCUCCUUCGGGAUCCUCUUCUCGUCUCCGUGCUCCAUUGCAUUUCAGUCUCCAACAGUUCAAUCACCUCCUCCUCCUCCUCCUUCUACUUCUUCGUCUUUGUCUACUACACAUGACGCAUCGCCUGAGCUCUGCCGCGAAGACGAGCGACUAGUGAAGGCCGAGACUGGUCCGGAAGUGGUGACUAACGAGGGGAUUGUGGAGGAAGCUUGGGAAAUCGUCAACGACAGUUUUCUCGACACCGGUCGCCAUCGCUGGUCUCCCCAAACAUGGAAGCUUUUUAAUUCCUGGGACUGUUUGAGUGCCUAAUGGCUAAUACGGGGCCCCUUUGACGUAUAUAGCCUUUAAAUGCUUCCAGCGAAAAAAAGAAGAUAUUCUGACCACUUCCAUUCCGACGAGGUCAAAGGCCCACGAUAUUAUCAAACGAAUGUUGGCGAGCUUGGGUGAUCCUUAUACGCGUUUCCUUUCCCCUGAAGAGUUCACCAAGAUGGCAAGGUAUGACAUGAGUGGUAUUGGGCUAAACCUUAGGGAAGUUCUGGAAGAUGAUGGUGGUGUAAAACUGAAGGUACUAGGACUCCUGUUGGAUGGCCCUGCACAUUCUGCUGGUGUUAGACAGGGGGAUGAAGUGUUAGCUGUUAAUGAAGUAGAUGUGAGAGGGAAAUCAGCGUUUGAAGUAUCAUCUUUGUUACAAGGCCCAAAUGAAACAUUUGUGACUAUUAAGGUGAAGCAUGGGAACUGCGGGCCUAUUCAAUCUAUUGCAGUCCAGAGGCAACUUGUUGCUCGAUCCCCUGUCUUUUAUCGUUUGGAGCAAAGUGAAAAUGGCAAUGCUUCUGUUGGCUACAUGCGAUUAAAAGAGUUCAAUGCAUUGGCUAGAAAAGACUUGGCGACCGCCAUGAAGCGACUUCAGGAUAUGGGAGCCUCAUAUUUUGUUCUGGAUCUUAGAGAUAACCUUGGUGGAUUAGUGCAGGCUGGAAUUGAAAUUGCCAAACUGUUUCUAAAAGAAGGGGAGACGGUGAUUUAUACCGUUGGAAAGGAUCUUCAGUACCAAAAUACUACUGUGGCGGAUGCUGCACCAUUAGUUACAGCUCCAGUUAUUGUUUUGGUGAACAACAAAACUGCCAGUGCUAGUGAAAUUGUUGCUUCUUCGCUGCAUGAUAAUUGUAGGGCUGUUCUUGUGGGGGAAAGGACUUUUGGAAAGGGUUUGAUUCAAUCUGUAUUUGAACUUCAUGAUGGAUCUGGUGUGGUUGUUACCGUUGGGAAGUAUGUCACACCAAAUCACAGGGAUAUAAAUGGCAAUGGAAUAGAGCCUGAUUAUCGAAAUUUCCCAGCUUGGAGUGAUGUCAGGCAGCAUCUAUCUCAGUGCAGUAAGCUUCAGCAAGGAUGAAACAGAGGUACAUGAUUCUGAUUCGAUCAGCUCAGAAGAAAUUACUCCGGCGAUCACCAUGGAAGAAAUUUGCAUUGAAGCUGGGUAUGAGGGGCUUUCAAUCCAAUUCACUGCCUCAAGAAGAUUUCACGGCCAUUAUUGUUUAUACUUGAAUUUGCUGGAAGACUGUAAGUAGCCACUAGCACGCCAGGCUCAUCAAAUAAAACCCCUAUUGUUGUAAGAAACUUAUUCAUAUUCUCUUCAUUAUUAUUGAAAAGAAAAAUAUUUAGUUCACUUACUCUAUAGUUCGACAAUGGUAAUAGCUUGUACUGUACUGAGACAAAGUAGAACUGAUCAGUAUUAUACUAAUGCAGCAUUGAAACAGAAAGUCAGAAUAUGCAGAGUUUUUAUUUUAAA